CUGCAUGUUUGAUCGCAGUGUGUUGCAUAGGGUUUUAACGCAGCAGCAGCUGAAGCCUCCGCCGUUGAGCCGCAGGGCUUCGAAUAAGCUGUCUUGAAUUUGGAGGAGUUACGGAUGUAGUAGAAGGAGCUGUGCUGCCCCCCGCUCCUCUCAUGCCCACUGCACUGCAUGGCUUCACCUGGUCGUGCCUCUCAUCGUACCACCAUACACCUGAACCCACACCCCCUCAUGCUGUGGACACAGACCUCACACAGACUGCCUAAUGACCGCCUGGAUCGUCUUGCCAGUCAGCCUGUCUGCUUUCUCCAUCACAGGGAUAUGGAUAGUGUAUGCCAUGGCAGUGAUGAACCACCAUGUCUGUCCAGUAGAAAACUGGACGUACAAUGUAACAUGUAGCGAGGAGACUGCUAAAAGGGGCUUCCCGAAGACAUGCUGCACUCCACAGGACAUUCCUCUCAUCAGCAAGUGUGGUUGCUACCCACCUGAGAGCUGUCUCUUCAGUCUAAUAGGCAAUGUUGGAGCCUUCAUGGUGGUGAUGGUCUGCAUGUUACGUUAUGCUCAGGUGAUUGAGCACAGCCACCACUGCUGGGUCAACACUAGUGCUCUGGCAUCUGGCUGCAUCAAUGCCCUGGGUCUGGUCAUGGUGGGCAACUUCCAGGUUGACCAUGCUAGGACUCUACAUUAUGUGGGGGCUGGUGUAGCUUUUCCUGCAGGACUAAUGUUCGUGUGUCUACAGUGCGUGUUGACAUACCGCAUUGCUGAGACAGCACUGGACUACUGGAUGGGCCAUGUGCGAGUGGCUCUGUCAACUGGAGCUCUGGUGGCCCUUGUUCUCAGUGGCAUUUUCUUCAUCCACGAGAGCUUUGUGCUGCAACAUGCUGCUGCAAUCUGCGAGUGGGUUUUCACCAUCCUGAUCCUGGUCUACUACGGCACCUUCACCUAUGAGUUUGGCACCGUCAACAAUGACACCAUGAUGGCCGCCCUCGUCAAGCGCAGUCCUCACAACCUUCAAGGCUCAGGUGUUAUCAUUGGGGGUAUUAGCAAAGGUGUGGCCAUGGGUUGUGGUGCCCGCAGUCUGAAGUCGCCAGGGGGUAGCAGCACCUCUACACACCUCAACUGCACCCCAGAGAAUGUCGCCAUGAUAUAGUAAAUAACCAGCAGGUUAAACAACCUCAGAUUUACACUUUUCACUGAUGCAUGAUGGGAAUGGAGCAUAAGAAUGACAGUGCAUCUGUUGUAUUCAUUAGAAGACAGACUGGUUAUUAUUAUAACAUGGAAGAAAUGUGACAAUGAAUUGUAGCUAUGGUUCUUUAAAUGUAGGGUUCGGCAUGAGACAUAACCAGCAGCACAAAACAAGUCUGUAAAAGGUCUGGAAUAACACACUGCAGAAUAACUGCAGAUGUGAUGAUAUUUGAGUCUACUAAAGCUAUGUUCACACAGCAGGUGAAAAUGGCCCUAAUCUAAUCCGAUUUUAGUUUUAGUCUGUUUCUCUUUCUUUUUAAAUGUGAGCUACAACUGACUAGCGCUGCAACUAAUGAUUAUAUUAGUAAUUAUUUUGCUAAUCUGAUAAUUUAUUUGGUAAUUUAACUAGUUGACUAGUCAAUUAGUCAACAGUUAGUUCUGUUAUGCCCUUAAUCUAUUUAUUUUUCCUUUAAACACGGCUUAAGCCCACACAUCUGUGAACAUUCAGUCUAUGCUUAAAACUUAAUAUAGCAGAGCUUUAUUUUCUCUUUGUCAAGUCAAAUCCACAAAAACUGGAAGCUUGAAGUGGGAUUUAGGGAGCAUCACAGCAGCUACUAGGUCAGGCUGAUAGCUGAGCUUUUAAACAGGAAUUGGCUAAAUCUUACUGUAAAAAAUUUUAAGGCUUUUUAUUUUUAUUUGACACUCCAACCAUAUCCUGUUCAGUCUGAGUCGCAUUGCUGUAAAUCAGAUAUGUAUCAGAUCUGAAUCCCACAUAAUGAAAGUGGCACAAAUCAGAAUGUCAGAUUUUAGCGUGUUUUGUGCCGUUCACACUGCCACACAAAUGACACGUCCAUGUCUGGAAAAAAGAGACCACUUCGGUUUCUGAAUCAGUUUCUCUGAUUUUGCUAUUUAUAGGUAUAUGUUUGAGUAAAAUGAACAUAGUUGUUUUAUUCUGUAAACUAUGGACAAUAUUUCUCCCAAAUUCCAAAUAAAAA
Molecule: messenger RNA, 2177 nt
Organism: Astyanax mexicanus (Mexican tetra)
Lineage: Eukaryota; Metazoa; Chordata; Actinopteri; Characiformes; Acestrorhamphidae
Gene: tmem150ab
Product: transmembrane protein 150Ab
Exons: 8
Coding region: 263-1147 (294 amino acids)
Biological process (GO): protein localization to plasma membrane
Source: RefSeq, a predicted model, not a curated record